CAUACACUUCUCAUGGGCAAAAUUCGGGAGGAGUACCCAGACAGGAUCAUAAACACAUUCAGCAUCCUGCCCUCGCCCAAGGUGUCAGACACGGUGGUGGAGCCCUACAAUGCCACCCUCUCUGUUUACCAGCUCAUAGAAAAUGCAGAUGAGACGUUCUGCAUUGAUAACAAAGUGCUCUAUAACAUCUGUUCCAGGACCUUAAAACUGACCACACCCACCUACAGUGACCUGAAUCACCUAGUGUCUGCUACCAUGAGUGGAGUCACCACAUGUCUGCGCUUCCCGGGCCAGCUGAAUGCCGACCUGCGGAAGCUGGCCGUGAACAUGGUUCCAUUUCCCCGGCUGCACUUCUUCAUGGCCAGCUUUGCCCAGCUGACCAGCCGGGGCAGCCAGCAGUACCGGGCCCUGACCGUGGCUGAGCUCACUCAGCAACUCUUUGAUGCUAAGAAUAUGAUGGCCGCCUAUGACCCCCGUCAUGGUCACUACCUAACCGUGGCUGCCAUUUUUAGAGGUCGCAUGUCCAUGAGGGAGGUGGAUGAGCACAUGUUCAACAUUCAAAAUAAGAACAGCUGCUACUUUGCUGAACGGCUCCCUCACAACGUGAAAACAGCCGUCUGUGACAUCCCACCCCGGGGGCUAAAAAUGUCGGCCACCUUCAUUGGUAACAACACAGCCAUCCAAGAGCUCUUCAAACGUGUCUCUGAACAGUUUACCGCUAUGUUCAGGCGCAAGGCCUUCCUGCACUGGUACAUAGGCGAGGGCAUGGAUGAGAUGGAGUUCACUGAGGCUGAGAGCAACCUUAAUGACCUGGUGUCAGAAUACCAGCAAUACCAAGACACCACAGCUGAGGAGGGGGAGUUUGAGGAGUGUGCUGAGGAGGAGGAGGUAGCCUAGAAGCUUCCUUUUCUAGGUAAAGGGGGAAGCAGUGUGGAUUCUUUAGUGUGUUCUGAUAGCCAUUGUCACUACACGCUUCUUUGAGUCUUUACAUCUCCUCCUACUGCAUUUUAAAGCAUUU
Cebus imitator (Panamanian white-faced capuchin) is the source of this 1018-nucleotide messenger RNA. RefSeq names its product tubulin beta-8 chain-like. Gene Ontology annotation, biological process: microtubule cytoskeleton organization; mitotic cell cycle. NCBI's taxonomy places the organism in Eukaryota, Metazoa, Chordata, Mammalia, Primates, Cebidae. Gene Ontology annotation, cellular component: microtubule; cytoplasm. The record is from RefSeq and is a predicted model, not a curated record. The annotation marks the transcript as partial. The transcript has a single exon. Gene Ontology annotation, molecular function: GTP binding; GTPase activity; structural constituent of cytoskeleton.